Arabidopsis thaliana (thale cress) is the source of this 1553-nucleotide messenger RNA. RefSeq names its product F-box family protein. Bases 165 to 1472 code for a protein of 435 amino acids. NCBI's taxonomy places the organism in Eukaryota, Viridiplantae, Streptophyta, Magnoliopsida, Brassicales, Brassicaceae. The record is from RefSeq and is marked reviewed. The transcript has a single exon.
AAGUCAAUUAAUUUUUCUAAUAAUGGGGAUAAUUUGGGAGUAACUAAAAAUCUGGAGAUGUUAAACGAAAAAUCUGGUCAAAUAGAUCGCUUAACAUAAACCUCAACGCAGAUCCAAAGGAACAAAAAUAAAAACAUAAACCCUAAAUCCUCACUGAGAUCAGCAUGAAGAGAUUACCUUUGCAUCUCCUCGAUGAGAUUCUCUUCAACUUAGAUCCCAAAUCUCUGGGGAAGAUGCGAUGCACAAAUAAAUCUAUCAACACGCAUAUAUCCGACGACCCAAAUUUUAAAUUCGAAUACUUUUCUCGGAUCGGGUCCAGUUUGCUUCAUAUCUCCAAAGUUGGCUCUAAAUUCCUCUGUUUCUACCCUUAUGCCAUUUCUAGGUUAUUCAAAAACAUGACACCCUUGAAGAACUUGUGUAAUAUUCUCGGUUCUUGUUCCGGCCUUGUCCUAUUAUCCAUUAAUGGUAUCCUCUGCGUCGCUAAUCCUCUCACAAAGAAGUUCCGGUUCCUGCAUUACUCUAUAUGGGGAAACGAAACGUGGAUUGGGUUCGCGGUUGAUCAGAUCGAUCGAGCCACUCAGAGAUUCAAAAUCGUUUUCAUAUCCGAGCAGCUAGAGGUUUCAAAUCCAUACGAAACGACGUAUCAAUUCAGGAUCAACACCGGAGAAUCAUGGAGCUUAUCGAAAACCACCAUUACUUGCCGCGCAAGUAAUCUCAAAAAGGGUAAGAAUUCGAAACCUGUUUACGUGAACGGAGAUCUUCACUGGCUGAGAAAAGACGGGAGCAUCGUAGCGUUCAAUCCCGAAACAGAGAAAGCACGACUGAUUCAAAGCCAAUUUAACCGGAAACCGGGGAAGCUCUUGCUCUGUACCGGCGAUAACCGCCUGACAUUGAUAUCGGCUACUGAUGCAGUGAUUUCCGUUUAUGCCCUCGAGACUGAUGGUCAAUGGAUCCUCGUGAGGUGGAUCAAGAACGAGGUGGUGCACCAAAGUUUACCGUUGUUGUACUGGAACGUGCAGGCGUACGACGGCAAGUGUUUACUGGUGAGGAUGAUGAGUCUGGUUGGCUCAGUGAUUCACAGAUACGACUUGAGAGCUAACAAGUGGAGAGUUUUGGGUUCGAUUCCAACGUGGUGCGAUGCUGAUCGAGACUUUUUUCUGUUUAAGCCGUCGUGGUCUUCUGUGAUUGGAUUACUGGAUCAAGAACAUGUACAUGUGCUCAUGCCCAUGCCUAUGCCCAUGCCCAUGCCCAUGCCUAUGCCCAUGCACAUGCACAUGCACAUGCACAUGCCUAUGCCCAUGGCCAUGCCUAUGCCUAUGCCCAUCGCCAUGGCUAUGCCUAUGCCUAUGCCUAUGCCUAUGCCUAUGCCCAUGACCAAGACCGAGACCGAGACCGUUACCAGAUCUGAAGUCAUCUCAUCUGUAAUGGCUAUUAUGGGUCUGGUUAAUCGUACUUUGUCUUUUAUUAACUAAAUUAGUUUAUUUAAAGGGUGCGAAGAAAGAGUUGUUUUUGUUCUUCCCAAAUCUCAAAUCAGUUUGUGUGAAGCUUAAAAC